AUGGCAGAUUUAGAAGGGAAAUUGGAUCGAUCGAUGAAUUAUUUGAAAUUGGCCCUAUUUUUUGGCACAAUUUUAAUAUUUUCAAGUUGUAUAUUCAUAUUUCUAUCGAAUUCCAAUUUCACACCGGAAACCGCGUUGGGUACGUUUUUUCUGAUUUAUUGUGAGAAACAAGAUUCAAAUUUUCAAACAGGUUCUUCUCGCGAAAAAUACGGUGUGAUUUGUGACGCAGGUUCAAGUGGAACUCGAAUUUUUGUAUAUAAAAUUGCUGAGAAUUCGGAGAAUUCACAAAAUCUGGCGAAAAUCGAUACAUUAGUUAGGAAUGGGAAACCAGUGGUGAGAAAAGUAUCGCCAGGUUUGAGUUCAUUUGGAAAUCAUCCAGAAAAGGUUGUGGGUAAGUGAUAAAAAUAUAAAAAUUCAAAGAAAAAUCUAUAAAAAAUAAGCCUAAGUCUCAUCGAAACAAAAAAUUUUCGAAGCUAACCAAUGAUUAUCUGAAAACAAAAAAAAUGUCGCACGACAUUUUUUAAACCCUGAAAUUAACAUUUUCAAGAUCCAAGACCAAUAAAAUUUACUUUUUCAGAAUAUUUUGAACCUCUGCUAACAUUCGCAGAAGCAAAUAUCCCACUAGAACAAAUUGAAGAAACUCCGCUUUUUAUUUUUGCAACCGCGGGAAUGCGAUUAUUACCAGAAGGGUGAGUUUUUGAUCCGAAUUCUGAAUCAGGUUUUUUGGAAAUUUGAAUUAAAUUUUCAAAAAAUCAGCUUUUUUUUUUAAAUAAUUGACAGAAUUCUCCUCUAAAAAUCUUCAAAUUUCCAGUCAAAAAUCAGCAAUAAUUGAAAAUCUUCAAAAAAAUCUUCAAACAAUCACAAAAUUCCGAAUAAAAGCCGAAAAUAUUCGAAUAAUUGAUGGAUCUUGGGAAGGAAUCUACAGUUGGAUAUCAGUCAAUUAUAUUUUGGGAAAUUUUGGAACCAAAAAUGAGGCGGCGAAAAAAACAGUUGGAAUGAUUGAUAUGGGCGGUGCGAGUGUUCAAAUUGCUGUUGAAAUUGAGGGCGAAAAUAAGGAGAAAAAUGAAAAUGUUUUCGAGAUUAAUUUGAGUCCAAUUAUCAAAUUUCAAAUUUUCUCAGCCACGUUUUUGGGUUUUGGAGCCAAUCAAGGUGAGAUUUUUGAAAAGAGAAAAUUGACAUGUUUUUCAAACAUUUCUUAAUUGUGAGAAAAGCAAGAGAACACACAAAAUACGGUGAAAAAUGACUGAUAAUUUAGACAAGUAAGUCUGUACUGAAAUUUGUAAUUUUAAAAUGUUUUCUUUCAAUUUUCCAAAGAUUGUUCUUUGAAAAAUUAGAAAAUCAUGUAUUGUUAGAUUUUCAGAUAGGAAAAUCUUUGAUUUUCCGCUCGAAAAGCGGAAAAUUUUGUUUUUUUUUCAAAAUUUUUGAGCAAGAACUUUGAAUUUAUUUUUAACAAACAUUUUGGAUUACUGUAGUUGGGAGUUAGCUAAAAUUACAGCAAUUAUAUAAAACACGUUUGAAAAUCAAACUUGGAGACUAAAAACCAGUCUCUUUGAUAAUUAGACUAUCUAGGUCCUGCCACCUGAGAACUAGACUUUAUAGGCUUGGCUACUUGACACAAGCUCUAAAGGUAUCAUUUGAAAAUCCUCUGAUGAUCUUUAGAAAAAAUGUUUAGAUCUGUUUUUGUAUAAAAUUGAGAGAAUCAUGUUUUUGAGAUGAUUUUCCGCUCGAAAAGCGGAAAAUUUUGUUUUUUUUCUUAAAAACGUUCUUAACUAGAAAUUUGAGUUUAUUUUUAGAUAACAAAUUUUAGAAUUACGGUAUUCUUAAUAAAAUUUUCUUUGUAAUUUUUUUCUAAAGCCACUAAAAAUUGGAUUUUUUAGGCCUCGAGAAAUAUGAAAAAUCCCUGUUGUCCCCAAUUGAUCCAUGCAGUCCAGAAGGUUUACAAAAAAGUUCGAAUAACUCCAGAAAAUCUGAAAAUAGAGACAAAAGGAAGUGGAGAAUGGACAAAAUGUGUGGAAAAAGUGAGAAAUUCGGUGAGAAAUGAAAAAUGUGGAGCUGAAAAAUGUCUUUUGAAUUUGAAAACGCCGAAAGGAAUUGAUUUGGCUGAAAUGGAAAUGUUUGGAUUCAGCGAAUAUUGGUAUACAACUAGGAAUUUUGGUGAGAAUUUUGAAUUUUUGAAUGAAAGAGAAAGUUGACACGCAAAAUAUACCGUAAUUUUGUUAUUUAACACUUCGUGACAAAUUUUUGAUGUCAGAAAAUUGGUUUUAUGAACUUUUGCAGGUUCGCAUGGAACUUAUAAUUAUACUAAUUUUGUCAAAAAUAUUAAUGAAUAUUGUACGGAAUCUUGGGAAGAAAUUAAACGAAAAAAACAAAAUGGUGGAUUUGAAAAUAUUGAACAAAGUCGAAUGGAAACUAAUUGUUUCAAAGCAGCUUGGACAAUUGCUGUAUUACAUGAUGGAUUUGAAAUUGAUGAGGAGAAUAAUCGAUUUCAGGUUGGUGCUUUUUUGAGGUUCAAUAAUUCAAACAAGUCGUGUAUUGGGAAUUUUCGGAUUUUCUUGUUCUCACGGAAAAUCUGGAAAGUGAUCUCGAUAAUAAUAUUAAUAUUUUAAAUAUCGCCUUCUGAAAAUUUUGAAAAUGUUUUUCUAUAAUUUUCUGGAUAAUUUUCAUAUCAAUAUUUUGUGUCUGAAAAAAAGUCGUCAUUUUUUUCAGCAAGGUAAAGGUAAAGGUAAAGGUAGAUCCGUAUUCGAGCGCCUAUUAGGACACUGCGGAUCAGACGAUUCGGACACGGAGUACGGGUGGUGUACGUCUAUAGGCCAUUUUGGGGAAUUUAAGUCACCCUGUUGCCGCAGGGGACCGAUUUACCUUGCGUAGCGAACUACUACCCACUUACGACUGGGUGGAUCGAGGAGGAGCGGGCACCGGGGAUCGAACCCGUGACCCUGAGAUCGCCAGCAGCCAACCACUACCACUGAGCUACCUCACCCCCCCCACGUUGAAAUUGUGGUUUUCUGCGGAUAAUGUUCUCUUGAACUCUUGUUUUUUUUUUCAGAGCGUUUUGGAAAUAAAUGGCGAAGAAAUGCAAUGGGCUCUUGGAGCAAUGAUUUAUCACACACGAAAUUCUGGAAUUUUAGCAGCCGAAAAAAGUUUGGAAACAAAUCGAUUCAUGAUAACUUGUUCAUAUAUUUUGAUUUGCACCUUCUCGUUUCUUUUGGCGUUCUGGCUUUUCCGAGAGUACUACACAAAACGGAGAAAAAUUAGCAGUUAUAGACUUGUUGUUUAG
Caenorhabditis angaria is the source of this 3277-nucleotide messenger RNA. The record is from the annotation of a GenBank genome assembly. Lineage: Eukaryota; Metazoa; Nematoda; Chromadorea; Rhabditida; Rhabditidae.